Molecule: messenger RNA, 1416 nt
Organism: Psilocybe cubensis
Lineage: Eukaryota; Fungi; Basidiomycota; Agaricomycetes; Agaricales; Agrocybaceae
Exons: 2
Coding region: 1-1416 (471 amino acids)
Molecular function (GO): protein binding
Source: RefSeq, a predicted model, not a curated record
AUGCGCAGUGGUGGUCAAUCUUCCUACCUGGAUCAAGCAGAUCAAUCCUAUCGUCGGGCUCGUGAAAUUCGCCACUCCUUUGACGCAAGCAUUCAUCCUCUUAACAGAGAGGCGGCUGUUUUAUGUGAUCGUUUCAAACUGACGCGGCAACAAAGCGACCUCAAUAAGGCCAUCGAGCUUCAUAGGCAGGCCCUCCCUCUUCUGUCCAAACAACCGCGACAACUAUCAUUGGCUUCCUUUGAUUUUGCGGAUACACUCCUCACUCUCUUUAACGAGACAGGUCUGACUAUCCAUUUAGACGAGGCAAUUGGAUUAUACGAGCAAGCUCUCGAACUCAAUCCUGCUCCACGUUUCCCAAGGGCUAAGUGCUUGAAUGGACUCGGCGUCGCGCUUCGCAAACGGUUUGAGAUUAGUGGCAAGGAUGAAGUUAUCUCAAAGUCUAUUGGUCUACACGAGGAAGCUUUGAAGCUGUGCCCUGAGCCUUACAUCGAACGUGAUGAUUGUUUUAGUGGACUGGCAUCAGCGCUCGCUAGGCGAUACAUGAAAUUCGGCGAGCAAUCCGAUCUCAAGGCAGCUCUCAACUCUUACCUUUCCGCCCUCGACCUUCUUUCAUCUUCUCAUCCCAAACGAGCUACGUUAUUGUUCGGAUUGGCAACGACUAUUCGUAUAUUUUUGGAGAAUGCAAAGCAAGAAGAGAAGCUGGAAGGAGUAAUACCCUAUUACCGCGAAGCGCUUGAGCUACUCCCUUUAACUCAUGUCGACCGAGCUGACUCCCUAUUUGGGCUUGCCGUGGCUUUGAAGACCUUACACGUUCAACGCUCACUGAAUCCUCAUAAAUUCCACACAGUAGCAAACAAGAGUGAAACGAUUUUAGACGAUAUUUUACCACUGUACAGUGAACCAAACUCGUCGGGAAUUAUGUCAAAGAAUUGGUUGGACUACCUUCCUAUUCCCAAUAUCUUCGGUUCCACAAACUUGAAAGCACCGUCGAUGUCGAGCAGAGCAUCCCAACCAAAUAUGCGGGAGCGCGCUCAGAUUGAUUCACCACGUGAAAAGCCGCGAAGAUCCAGUCAUCCUUCCCACGGUGAUUCACCUACCAGACUCUUGAGCAUGGCAAAUAUCCAUGCUCCAAAGCAUCGCUUGUCUGCAUCGUCGUUACAGUCGGAUGCUGUGUCAGCAAUAUCUAUGACACACGGGCAAUACGAAGAGCUUGAUGAAGCAAUUAACCUGCUCAAAGAAUCAUUGCAACUGCGUCCUCCUACUCAUCCAGCUCGAAUUGAAUCCUUGAGAUGCAUAGUGGAUGCCUACACGAUACGAUUUGGAGCUGUAGGCCAUCCCGAUGUGGAUUCAUAUCGCAGGGAGUUGAAUGCGCUUGAAUAUGGUUUUAAACAUCCUACCCCCUCGGAAGCAAUUUGA